CCCUCAUCCGUAUAUCCGCAAAAAUCCAAACUUUUUCUCAUUUCCAUCAGCUAAUUCUUCCUUAGCUGAAAGACUGAAACUCAAUAUCUUCUUCCGCCCAAAUAAGCAGCAAUUCGGCUCAAUUCUUCAAUCAGCUUCUUCAAUUAGUUACCCUCCAGCCUAAUACAAGUUAGGAUUUCACUUGUAAUCUCAGUUUCAAAAAAAUUUCGCUGAUUUGUUCUUAUAUAUCGCUGUAAAUUGAUUCCUUUUUUGGCUGAAUUCGAAUCAAUUUUUCCAUAGAACUUGUUUUUCAGAUCAAAGAGAUUUACUUUUUGAUUUGGAGAAUAGAUAUGUUCUAUGGGGCAGUGGUGUGGGAUCCAUGGCUGAUUGUUGCCCAAAUCGUUUGUCUUCAAUGUCUAUACUACUUGACGCUGGGGAUAUUCAUGGCAGGUCUAGUAGGGACUAGGGUUUCCCGAAUUAGUCUAGUGUAUUUCUUCGAUUACGCCAGUGUUACUGUCUCUACUAACACGGGGUGGUGCGUCAUUACUUCGUUUAUUCUCAGCUCAAUUGCAGGAGCUGGCUACUUGGUCUAUGUUAUUGAGAGGGCAAAGAAGUGUUUAGAUUUUGCUUCCACCCUCUAUGUUAUCCAUCUUUUUACAUCUCUUGUCUAUGGGGGUUGGCCUUCUUCAUUAACAUGGUGGGUGGUGAAUGUUACGGGGUUUGCAGUGAUGGCAUUGCUAGGCGAGUACCUGUGCAUAAAACGUGAAUUAAGAGAAAUUCCAAUAUCAAGAUACCGGUCAAGUGUUUGAUGUAGCAGAAUUCAACAGCAAGGAUCAAAUUUUGCUUUCAGUUUGCUGGUGGGUUCUGUUUAACAUGUGGAUUGGCAGGCUCUGAUGCUUCUGCGAAUGAUAUACUUUCCAUGUUGGGGUCAAACAAUGAAGGAAAAUAAGUAAAAGAGAAGCAUAAAAGCAAGACACAACAGUAGAAAUGAUAAGUAAACUUCAAGUAUUUCAAGAAUUGAUUUUCUUCGGACUGAGAUGUGGGAGGGGAUGCUUACUGCAAUGCCAAGCCCAAUCGGCACUGAGAUGAAAAGAACACCAAAAAAAGAACACAUACAGGCGAAGAAAUCAAGUUUGUCAACUUUCCACAGUUGCAAAGCAGCCUUAUAAUCUAUUAGCCCAAUCACAGCUGUGAUUAUAAUCGCUGCCAAGAUUACGUUAGGUGUGUAAUAGAACAAGGGCAUGAGAAACAGGAGAGUGAUUAGCACAGCUGUUGCCAUUACUAUAUUUGAUACUGCAGUUUGUCCUCCAGCAUUGUUAUUGACUGCAGAUCGUGAAAAUGAUCCUGCAACAAACAUUGUUUUUUUUAAAGUAAAUCAGGCACUUCUAAAAAAUUAGUUCAA
This is a messenger RNA of Ipomoea triloba (trilobed morning glory), 1381 nucleotides long. Its product is annotated as protein SYS1 homolog. Gene Ontology annotation, biological process: Golgi to endosome transport; Golgi to plasma membrane protein transport; protein localization to Golgi apparatus. The transcript is spliced from 4 exons. Lineage: Eukaryota; Viridiplantae; Streptophyta; Magnoliopsida; Solanales; Convolvulaceae. Gene Ontology annotation, cellular component: Golgi membrane; trans-Golgi network. The coding region runs from base 330 to 788 and encodes 152 amino acids. The record is from RefSeq and is a predicted model, not a curated record.